UAUAUAUAUAUGUAUGGUCCAUAGCACAAGUGCGUGUCACACCACUACUUGCGUCACAUGCAUUCAUUCAUUCAUCACUAAAAAUGGCUUGAAAAAGCAUUCUCCAUCACUUUAGAUUGCUAUAAAGAUAGCCAGCUUUCGAUUUCAUUAUAUAUAUAUAUAUAUAUGGCCGCGGAAGCUUAUAAAGGUAUGUCGACGAGUAGUACUGCUGGUGGUGGUGGUGGUGGUGGUGGUGGUGGUGGUGGUGAUGAUGAUGAGUACAAGUAUGAGGAUUUGAUGGGAGUGAUGGCGGAGAAGCUAGACGUGGACAGCUUUGUGUCGGAACUGUGUGGAGGAUUCCGUCUUCUGGCAGAUGCUACAACGGGGCUGAUAACAUCGGAGAGUCUGAGGAAGAAUUGUAGAGUUGUUGGUAUGGAAGGGAUGAGCAAGCAAGAGUCGGAGGCGAUGGUGAGAGAAGGAGACUUGGAUGGAGAUGGAGCACUCAAUCAGACUGAAUUUUGCAUCCUCAUGGUCAGACUUAGCCCAACCAUCAUGCAAGAUGCCCAGACUUGGCUUCAGAAGGCACUUGAUCAAGAGAUGCUGCAUCAUAUGGAUAUGGCUUCCCCGCCAUCAUCAUCAGCUUAAUUAAUUAUUAAUUAUUCGCUUUCCCUAUAUAUAUAUAUAUAUAUAUUACACUCGAUCCAAUAUACCUUAUGAUCGAUCAAUUUGUACGUACGUAUUUUCAUUUUCAACUGGCUGUCUUAUCUGGCUGCUUAAUUAUAUAUGAUCAUGGGAUGCGAAUUAUAUGUAAUGAUCAUAUAUAUAUAUAUAUAUAUAUAUUUAUAUAUAUAUAUUUGAUGGAACUUUUAUGUACCACUAGGAUUAUGAUAGAGGCUUAAUAUUAACUUGGUUUUUGAGAAA
Messenger RNA from Cornus florida, 900 nucleotides. Its product is annotated as calcium-binding protein KIC. The transcript has a single exon. Gene Ontology annotation, molecular function: calcium ion binding. NCBI's taxonomy places the organism in Eukaryota, Viridiplantae, Streptophyta, Magnoliopsida, Cornales, Cornaceae. The record is from RefSeq and is a predicted model, not a curated record. The coding region runs from base 166 to 624 and encodes 152 amino acids.